AUGGCUCGUCUAAUGUGUUUUAAGUCAUCAAAGAAGCAUCAGGAGGCAGAUGCUGCCUAUGGAGAUGCGCUCAAGAAUUCUAGCUCAAAUGUCGCACCAUCUAACGGUCGGAUGGUUAAUCGCGGACCUGUAGAAGAAGGUCUAACGUUGUACUAUGUUACUCCGAGAAUAAUCGUUCUAUGCUCUCCCGAUGAGGGAACCGAAAAGGCUUAUGUAGCCUCACUCAAAUCUGUGGCACUCACGUUGAAAACGAAGCAUUUUGAGCAUUACAAGGUCUGGAAUGUGUCACGACCACGUAACGAUCUGUCACGAUGUCUAGCAGCUGAAAAUGUUGGUUGGCCUGCUAGACUGGCGCCACCGCUAGAUCGACUAUGCGCGCUCUGCAAGCAAUUCGAGCAGUGGCUUACGAUUAGUAGCAGUAAUGUGGUUGUUAUCCAUUGCAAGGGAAAUUCUAGUCGAGCAGCGAUAGUGCUGGCGGCUUUCAUGCACUAUAAUGCUAUAUGCAGCAACGAUGAAUUUGUCGAAGAUCGCUAUGAUAUGAAAAAAUUUGCAGACAAACAUAUCGGAGCCAAUGGUCAGCCUAGUCAUAAGAGGUACAUAGUUUACUUCUCCUCGCUUCUUUCUGGAAAGAUUCGUGUGAAUCCAGCCCCGAUCUAUUUACAUCGCAUCGCUGUAUCGCAUAUGAUUGGACGGGUAUUGUCAUUCAAGGUUUACGAACGACUGCAGCCAGUGUAUGAAACAAAGCCAAGUACGUCAAAAGAUGUGCUACGAUUUGACAUCGAGCAAGAGUUGCGAUUACGAGGCGAUGUACUCAUUAAGUGUCACCAAUUAGUUGGAGAAGAACGUGCUUUGCUUUUCUGCUGUCAAAUCAACACGUGUGCUCUAGACGUUCCUUCAAAAGGAAAAACCCUGACGCUGCAUAAAGAGGAACUCGACCACGUAUUCGCAGAUUCGUCAGUUGACAAUCGAGUGGUAUUAGAGCUGAUGAUCAGCCAAGAUCCACCAAAAUCAGCGGCAACGACUUCGAGACAAUCACUCGAAGUUGCUCGCAGUAAUAGCUAUGAAGACUUUGAUAAAGCAGAAGACGAGUCGAACGGUCCUGUUGUAUACAGUGAAAUUCGAAAGCCAAGCAAAGAAUCGAAAACAAACGCAGUGGCAGAGGAAGCUCCCAAGGAAGAAAACUCAGAACAUCCGAGUGAACAACAAACAACCUCCACGGGGUAUCAAAAUCUACAGGAACAAGCGGAAAUGCCUCCUCCGCCGGUGCCACCAAAACCACGUUCGGCCUCAGCUAUGGCCGAACCUGUUACUGAAAUGCCAGAACGACGGGGUGUGCUUCCUGCGCAAGUGCGCCCACUCGUUCAACGACCACCAAGUCCGCGAGACGCUGGACGAGCCACUCCAAGCAUCGAGCCGGAUUUGGUUGGAAAAGACAGGUACGACAAAGCCUCGAAAUGUUUUUCGUACGCGCCUACGAAAGCAUUAAACGAGGCGUUCGAACGUCCCAGAAAGAGUUCGGUGACGAAAAUCGAACGAAGAGUAGAAGAAGAAUUACAAAACAUCGAUCCAAACGAAGUUAGUAAGGCGUACAUACCUCGAUCGGAGCCAGCGCGGAUGCAACUGCCGCCAAAAUGGGACGAUGAAGUUGAACAAGCAAAGCAGGCGGCUCUUCUGGACGAGCUGGCUCGGAUACCGGCUAGGAGUCAAUCGGUUGCUGCGCAACCUUAUUACAUGAGAAACGAUGACACAGAGGAGAAGCCUGUGGUGGUCGAACAGGCCCAGCGAGCCACUCCAACUCCCAGCUCAACUAUCGGUGGAGGUUAUCGUAGGCGGAAACGCGAAACGAAGUAUGGCAGCUAUAGAACACUCAACGAUGACGCCUACAACAGUGAUAUGGACGACCUAUGCGAUCCGGACUUUUACUUAAACUACCAGCCAUCGAACCCUGUGAACAAUAACAACAAAGCUGCUCCAAAACCACCGGAACGAACCCAGCCAGCUUCCACUAAUUCGCAAAACCAUGUCGGAACAAGAAGUGUUCAGUUGCCAAGGAAGAAAUACGCACCAUUGGAAGCAUUCACCGACCCGCUUGACGAUAUUUUGGCAUCGACGGCCCCAAUGUCUGCGACGUCUUGCGUUGACUUACGCGAUCGCGAUGCGCAUCGCAAUCGUAAUUGUAGGAGUAUCGCAGCGUUGACCGGACCAACGAAGACAUACGCGGAACGACGUGAUUCGCCAUAUUUCCGUGACCGACGGCUUUUUGCCGAAGAUUACGAUGCAGUGUCUGAAGCACGAGAUCCAGAUGAUUGGUUGACGCACAAAUUAAGAAAAGUGCAAAGUAAACGUGAAAUCGAUCCCGAUCAAAUGCGACGACGUAAUCAGGAGAAAAUGCUGCUUGAGGAGCUCAAGAACGCCCACGAAAACGAGACAGCAACUAAUGGUGCUCGUGACGAAACGUCAUUUACUGUAGAAGGUGUAGGUACAAAAGAUCCACUUGCUGAAUACCGACGAGAAGAAGAACGUUUGAAAAAUACACACAGUCCAUUUGAAGACAUGCCAAGACGAGGUCGGUUACGUAGUAAGCCACCAACCCCACCGCCGCGAGAGCGCAGCCGAAGUCCAGCUAGAAGUGAAAGAGCUACUCCAAGCAUUGAUAGCUACUCCUAUAGGCAUCACAAUGGCGUACAAGAGUCGUCUGCCCAUGAUUUUUCCAGCUUGGGAAGCAUUGUUUAUGGAAAUGGCUCAUACUCAUCGAAAUCAGAACAGAACAUCCCUAACGGUUACCUACCCUCAUCUGCUUCGACAACACGUCGCGAUUCGCGCGACUCGCGCGGAACGUCGCAUUUCGAACCGCGAUCCGAGUCGCGUACGACGCUUCAGCGGCGUCAGUCCUAUGGUACCGACAGACCACCGUUCCAGUACGCUGAUGCAACGAUUCAGCGUGGAAAUGAGCCGCCAAAGUUUUUCUCUGGGCAGGAACGUGUCGCAGCUGCAAUUUAUCGUGCUGAGACCCCACAACGUGAACUUUAUGCUAGUGGAACUAUUCAUAGAGCCGAAACACCAAAUCGUUACUAUCCGGAAAAUAGCGCUUUUUCUCAACGAAGUGAAACGCCAGCAUUUCCAAUUCUACGAGAAACACCAUUGCCAUUCCAUCCACUUCUUUACGCUCAAAACGGUAGUCGACAAGAUUUGGACACUACAAAUACUACUACGAACUCCAUGAAUUAUAGGUCAGCUUCACCUCGCUCGCAAUAUAUAGGAGGACAACUAAGUCGCCGCUCGUCGUUGGUGUCAGUUGACACCUCCGAAAUCAUUCAUCAUCAUCCGGUUUUCGUCAAGGACACCUCGAAAUAUUGGUAUAAACCGACAAUUUCUCGAGAACAAGCUAUCAACAUGUUGCGAGACAAGGCCCCUGGUACAUUUGUCGUCCGAGAUUCCAACAGUUUUCCCGGAGCAUUCGGAUUAGCCCUAAAAGUCGCCACACCUCCGCCUGGAGUUGCGCCAGGUGAUGGUACUGAACUCGUCCGACACUUCCUUAUCGAGCCGUCGCCAAAAGGAGUAAAACUAAAAGGAUGCAACAAUGAGCCUGUUUUUGGAUCACUGUCAGCUCUCGUUUAUCAACAUUCGAUCACCCCGUUGGCAUUGCCAACAAAGUUACUUCUUCCUGACUAUGAUCCAGCCACCACACCUGAGCAUGUCUCAGCUACCCAAGCUCUUUUGGAGCAAGGAGCAGCCUGCAAUGUCGCCUACAUUGGCAGCAUCGAUUGUGAAUCACUGACCGGUAGUGAAUGUGUUCGAAGAGCUGUGGCACGAACCGUUGAAGAUACACAACGAGGCCUAUCUCGACCUGUUUCUGUUCAUUUCAAGGUGUCCUCCCAAGGCGUAACGCUUACUGAUAACACUCGAAAAGUGUUCUUCCGUCGGCAUUUCCCCGUUAACACUGUGAUUUUUGCCGGUAUGGAUCCUGCGGAUCGAAAAUUCGAUAACUACUGUGUGAUUGGGUAUCACGACGCAUGCGUUAAGAAUGCUCGAUUAUUUGCUAUUGUGGCAAGAAAGCCAUCAUCCAUGGAAAAUGCUUGUCAUGUAUUUGCCGAAUUUGAACCGGAACAGCCAGCAACAGCUGUGGUGAACUUCAUUAAUAAAGUUUUAUUUGCCAAUAGGAGAUCAUGACCGGCUUGAUUGAAUGCUUUGUAAAACAAUAGUGCGAUGUAAUCUUCAAUUUGUUAUCUAUCAGUUGACCUCAAAAAUAAAGGAAACCGUCGAGAUACGGUAGUCUUACGGUAGCAGGAUGUCCUAUUUGUUGUCAUGGAACGAUUUUGUAACAGUAAAAAGCGCACUUUUCUAAGAUUGUUAUCUUUUCGCUGAUUUUCUAAGAAUUCUCGGCACGAUUCAUUGUAAUUAUACUGUAUUUUAUAUAUUUCCUACAUCAAAAAUAUUGCUCAGAACUUCAUUGUCACAACCGCUGCAUUUGUUUGUACUUCGCAUCAGAGCGCAUUUUUCCAAACCAUUGAAACUUUUUCUGCUCCAUAUUGUGCUAGAAACGGUGCUUCACAGCUUUUAUAUUGAAUCAACAGUUUAUUUUUGUUGCUAUAGAAUUUUUCCUUUAUACAUAUGUUCCCUUCCCCUCCCCCUCUUCCCAACUAUGAAAUUAUUGAUUUUUCAAAAAAUCAUACUGUGUGAGUACUGUAUUCGUUUCGUUGUUUCUGAGAUUCUAAGCCUUAUCGAGUGUCUUCGCGGUGAACCGGAUCGCUGUCUUAGUGCUUAAGACUCUAGUCAACGUUCACUCCGUUCAAAAAUAGCUGAGCAAAGUUUUUAUUUUAUCGAUUUACUUGUAUAUAUGAGUUAAUAAAGUAUUGCCACUUGUU
Molecule: messenger RNA, 4865 nt
Organism: Cylicocyclus nassatus
Lineage: Eukaryota; Metazoa; Nematoda; Chromadorea; Rhabditida; Strongylidae
Source: the annotation of a GenBank genome assembly